ACGUUCACCGAAAUUUGAAAACACCAGUUAAGUUAGCUCAGAGGCUACAGGCGAAGCACUGGUCCGAGAUAAAGUUAGUGAUAUUUAUUUUAACGCCAAACACAAUGGACCUGUGUAACGAAGAGGAUAUCAAAAUGUACUUUUAUGAGAACAGACUGAAAACUUUCGAGGGGUGGCCGUUUGACGAAGACUGCUCGUGUACCCCGGAGAACAUGGCCAAAGCUGGCUUCAUUCACACCCCGUCAGAGAACAGCCCAGACAUCGCCAUGUGUUUCUUCUGCCUCAAAGAGCUGGAGGGCUGGGAGCCGGAGGACGACCCAGUAAAGGAGCACAAAUCUCAUGCGCCGUCCUGCCAGUUUAUUGCCUUGAAGAAGAAAGUAGAAGAGCUGACUGUGGAGGAAUUCUUCAAACUACAGAAGGAGAGGCACAAGUUCAUCAUUAACAAAUCCUGUAACGAGGCCAUCACCAGGUUUGAAGAGGCAGCCAAAUUGAGAAGAGCAGAUAUCAUCAAGACAGCCAUGGGAGAAGAGUGACACUAGAAUAGAUGCUGAUGAAUAAGAUGGGCGGCGUGUGAGAGAUUAAUUGUAGCUGAAAAUCCGCUGGCUGGUUUCUCCCUUAAGUCAUUUCCAUGUUCUCCUCAUAUGCCUUAAUGUUUUCUUUUUAAAACUGUAUAUCUGUCAUCUUUUAAUGUCUUUGUUUUUAUUCAUUAAACUUGUUCUUUUUGUUUA
This is a messenger RNA of Morone saxatilis (striped sea-bass), 728 nucleotides long. It is a transcript of the gene birc5a, whose product is annotated as baculoviral IAP repeat containing 5a. The record is from RefSeq and is a predicted model, not a curated record. The transcript has 4 exons. The coding region runs from base 105 to 533 and encodes 142 amino acids. Lineage: Eukaryota; Metazoa; Chordata; Actinopteri; Moronidae.